Molecule: messenger RNA, 1374 nt
Organism: Galdieria sulphuraria
Lineage: Eukaryota; Rhodophyta; Bangiophyceae; Galdieriales; Galdieriaceae
Product: aminopeptidase, hydrolase
Exons: 2
Coding region: 26-1312 (428 amino acids)
Cellular component (GO): membrane
Molecular function (GO): palmitoyl-(protein) hydrolase activity
Source: RefSeq, a predicted model, not a curated record
CUUCGUCGUCCUGUUUGUUGAAUGAAUGUAUGUUCGGAAAAGACUACUAUUCAUACCUUCUCUUUCCUUGGUGUGGAACUAUUCUAUACACAAUCGAUUAUAUAGGAAAUAUCUUUGUGGUUCACUUAAGGUAACCAAACAGUCGGCUUGUUUUGUUUCUUGGAAAGCUAUUUCGACUUUACCACCUCCAAAAACUUGGAAUGAAAGAUACCAGUGGAUAUGGAAAAAAGAUGAAAAUCGAAAGAGAAAAGAAUAUCAAAGAUAUUGUUCUCAAUGGUCUUGGCCUAUAGUGAAAGCAAUUCUUGGAAAGUGUAUCUUAUCAGCCGUGAUGAGUAUUAUUCUAGUGAUCUGCAUCUUCCGUUGUCCUCAUAGUAGUAUGACAAAUAACUCAUCUUCUCCCUAUCCGAGAGUUGUUCUACCAACUACAUAUUUCUCUACACCCCUUUUCAAAGUUUCUUUGAUUCCUGGUAGAUCGCUUGCAACUUGGACGAUGGGGAUAUUAGGUUUCCUAUUUCUGUCCUUGUUUAUGAUCCAAGACUAUUUGAUUUACAAACCUUCUAAAGAAUGGAGAGGAUUUCCUGAAGAUUUUGGUCUAUCAUUCUAUGACAAUGUUAGUUUGAAGACAAAGGAUGGUCUCACCAUUCAUGGAUGGUUUAUCAAACAACACGAUGACUAUCAAAAUGCUCCUACGAUGAUCUAUUUUCAUGGUGCUGAUAAGAAUCACAGUUUUCGAUUGAUUAAAGCAUUUGGAUAUUAUGUAACCAUGCGUUGUAAUAUCUUGUUGAUGUCUUAUAGAGGUUUUGGUCCUAAUGAAGGACAACCAACGGAAGCCGGAUUAUGCUUAGAUGCCGAAGCCAUGAUGGAAUAUCUCAUACAAAAUAGAAAGGAUUUACGUCGUUCCUUUAUCCUUUAUGGUGAAUCGUUGGGUGGUGCUGUUGCUAUCUAUUUAGCUGAAAAGUUUCAAAACUAUUUGGAUUGUUUGAUCGUGGAAAACACAUUUACUUCUCUUACGGAUAUGAUGGAAGGGUUACAUCUCAUUAUGGCACCUUUGAAAUGGUUUUCCCAAAACAAAUGGCCAUCUUUACAAAGAAUAAGAAAUAUUCGAAUUCCUAUAUUGUUUCUUUCAGGAUUAAGAGAUGGCUUUGUACCUCCAAGGAUGAUGAAGACGUUGUAUGAUGAAGCUAAAGCAACAAACCUGAAAAAGUUUGUAUCUUUUGUACACGGAACACAUAAUAGGACAUGGAUUAUGGAAGGAUAUUAUGAAGCAUGGAAAGCAUUUUUAGAUGAGGUUUUCUCAUCCACCCAUGUGUGACUUUUUUCAAGGAAGGAUUGGAAUAGUCUUGUAUAGUUGAUUAUCACGCAUGUAUCACUCCU